UGCUCUCUCUGCUGCCAGAGCUGCAUUAACCCUCGUCCAGGCUGGUUGUUUUGUUCGGCUCUUGAAAUUUCCAAAUUUCGCGCUCGUAUACAUUAUAUUUCUCUUUUCCGUCGCGUUUUUCGUCGUCUUUCGGGUGUGUGUUUUUGUUAUUGCUGUUCUGUAUUUUUCGGGUGGUAUUUAACAAACGUUACAAUUAUUUUUUUCACGUGUGUUGCUAACAGUGUACUUGAAUUUGUACUUAAAUAACAAAGUCAAACAAAUAAGGCGAGCUAUAAAGAGAGAACACAAAAAGAAACAUAAGUAAAUAAAGAGGCAACGUUUUGUUGUUGUCGCGCAGCAUGUGGAGCUUCAGUUAACUGUAACAGUUAACGGGGGAUACCAAGGAGGAGGAGAAGGAGAAGGAAAAAGAGAGAGAAAGAGGUUUUACCGCUACGCUUCACUAAAUGCAGUCUACGCUGCGAUUAUUAUGUGCCAGCCCCAAUAACAACAACAACACUUGAUACGAAAAUAAACAAACAAAAUCAAUCAAUUAAUCAAUCUGCUGAGCACACCGCUCUCCACGCCCACACACACACGGCAAAACACACACAAAAACACACAACACACACGAGUCAACGCCCACGCCCAUUUGAGAAAAAGGAGGGAGUGGCAGGACGAGAAAGGAGGAAAAAGGAGGAGAAGAAGAAGAACCAGACAACAUGUUCCACUCACUUGUUUUGAUGGCCUGCGCCCUUGCCGCCCUUUCCGUCGCCCAGGAGGCGGGGCCAGCUCGAUCGAAAUCAUUAUCACUAUCGGCAUCGGUAUCGGUAUCGAGUCCAGGAGCGGACCCAACAUCCCCCGCCCCCUUCGCCAGCAAACAGCUGAACAGAUGCCGUCAAAGUUGCUAUCAGCAGCUUUCCAAGGACUGGCAUUAUUGUAAGGAUUCCGUUGAUUGCACAAACUGCUGCCAAAAACUGGUGGCCCCCUUCGAGCUUAGGAUCCUGAAGGCCCAGCGCCAGGAGUCGCUCGUCCUCACGGACAUCGGCUGGGACGAGAUGAUAGCGAAUGCAUCGCGCCAGUGCCUGAUCACCUGGGAAGUGUCCGGCGGCGGCCUCAUCGGCAAUCUACUCACGGACACCGCUCGGGCGGAACUGUCCCUGUGGCCGGACACCGUCUACAACAUCCAGGUCAAGUGCAAGCACAAGCUCACGGGUCUGAUGCGACGUUCGAUUAAACUGAAUGUGGACACUAGUCAGUUGGUGGGCACAACAACGACCACGACCUCGACCACUCCAAGCACUUCAAGCACUACAAGGAACCAGGGGCAGUCCGUGGACCAUUCAGAUCCCUUGGAGCACUCGCAACGUGUUCACGUCCGACCCACGGACCGGGUGUAUAUAAUCAGUGCCCUGCCCACGCCCAGCGAAUUGGGCGGAGUGGUCUAUCCGGCCUUCGGGGCCCUGGCCUUCUUUUUGGCCCUGCUGGUCAUGUUCCUCUUCCUGCGUCCGCAGCGCAAGCGGUUCCCAUUGGAUGCGGAUAGUGCGGACACGGCCACGUUGAUAGGUCGGAGCUCCAGUUGCUCCAGGAACUCACUGGACGCCUCCACGCUGCAUGUCUAAGGCGGCGUACCCGGAGAACUUGUAGUCGUAUAUAUAUAGAUGUCUGACUAUGUGAUAUUCUGCACCCCAAAAAGCAAAAGGAAGCAAAGACAACUGUGUACAUACCCCUUAACGCGUUAGUUAGCCCCCUAUCCCUAUCUUAUGGUUCGAUAUAAUAGAUCAGAUCAGAUCGUAUCGAAUCGGAUCGAAUCGGAUCGAAUCGGAUCGGAUCUAAAAGUCAAGCAAAUUUCGCUCAAUUAAGUUUAAGUUUUAUCCUCUGCCAUUCGUAGAUCCCAAUGCCAAACCAGCGCAGUCAUAUAUACACGCAUGAUUAACAUACAUACAUAGCUCUAUAUACAUAUAACAACUAUAUAUUAUACACUUAACGCAUUUACUAUAUACAUAUAUAUCAUAGUUAUACAAACAGACGCAGCUAAAGAUACAAGUGCAGAGAUCAAGAUACAGAUACAGAUACAGAUAAAGAUACAAAUACAGAUACGUUUACGGUUACGGUUACGGAUAUAAAUAUAUAUAUAUAUUAUUAUAUUAUAUAUUAUUAUAUAUUGAAUUAUAUUAUAGACUAGGGGCCUGCGGCCAACCAACUACAUACACCAAACUAAAUGCAACAAAUUGCUACAAAUUUUUUGUCAAUCGUCGUCGCUCGCUUGCAAACAUACAAACAUACAAACAAAACAAAAACAUUUGUUUUUAUCUCAUGUUAAAAACAAAUGAAAAAAAAACCAAUUAAUACAAAUACAAAAUAUCAUGCAUCUCUUUUCCAUUUUUCGUCGUCUUAAAUCUUAAAUGAAACAUAGUACAUUAAAAGAAAACAAAACAAAAGAAUUAACAAUUUAAAAAGAAAAAAAAGUCAACUUAAAUCAAAAGUAAAUAUUUUUCAAAAUUUUUAAAUGUUUAUACCUAAACAAACUCAAUUGAAUUAACAACAAAGUAAACUAUUAUAACUGACUUACUGUACUUGAGCAUGUAAAAAACAAAGUAACAAAGUAACUAACUAACUAAACUAAACUAUGGUUAAUACGGUUAAUUAAAGAUCUAAGCUGAGAAAACUUCGCUACGCAAAAUGCCUGUAAAUAUUUUAGCCCUAAUUUAUUUAUAUUUAAUGAUCCAUUGUUUUGUUAACCUAUCAUUUUAAGGAGGCCUUAGAAAAAUGUAAGGUUUUUCCAGGGGGGAGAAUGGUUUGAAAAUUUCAAGGAAAGUUAAAGGAUUUUUUAUUUUAGAAAAGAAGAAUGGAGUGUUCCUGCUUUUGAUGUUUCCAAUACGGGAAAUAGAAUGUUUUUAAAGUCUGCUCCAAUGGUUGUAGUAUGAAUUAGAGAAUUUCAAUGAAAUAUAUCAAAUUAAAAUUACUUUCCCAUCCACUUUAAUAAGUCGCAACCAAUCUUCCCCCAAUGGAAUCUCUGGAGUGAGAACUUUUUGGAGUCUGAACUCAUUGCCAUAUAAUACAGUCCUAGUUUAAUUUUAGUUUAGCGAUCAAAUUGUGUUACCUCUUUUCUUUUUUUUUUGUGGCAGAGACUAGUUAAGACUAAAUACAAAAUAUGCCAAUCACAUUUUAGAUAUAUACUGUGUAUGAAUAAAUUCGGACGAGAAGGAUGGAAGCGGAAGUGCGGUACCCUUUCAACAUUUAUCCUUUAUUCGUUUAUUAUGUAAAUAUAAUUUGAUUUGUUAUUGCA
Drosophila elegans is the source of this 3265-nucleotide messenger RNA. Its product is annotated as transmembrane protein fend. The record is from RefSeq and is a predicted model, not a curated record. NCBI's taxonomy places the organism in Eukaryota, Metazoa, Arthropoda, Insecta, Diptera, Drosophilidae. The transcript is spliced from 4 exons. Bases 699 to 1598 code for a protein of 299 amino acids.